AUGAAGAUAAAGACGAUAAAUAGAAGUGCUGACGAUUACGUUCCAGUGAAAAAUUCUCAAGAAUCCCAACUACCUCGUAAUCUUAACCCUGAGCUUCAUCCUUUUGAAAGGGCUCGUGAAUAUACUAAAGCUCUGAAUGCAACGAAAUUAGAAAGGCUGUUUGCCAAACCGUUCGUUGGCCAGAUGGGCAAUGGUCAUCGUGAUGGUGUAUAUACCAUUGCUAAAGACUAUUACGAUUUAAACAAGAUUGCAAGUGGCUCAGGUGAUGGUGUUAUCAAAUACUGGAAUAUGUCAAAGAGAGAGGAGCUUUGUUCAUUUAAAGCUCACUAUGGUAUGAUCUCUGGUCUCUGCGUCAGUCCUCAAAAGUUAGCUUCUAAUAAAAAUCAGCAUUAUAUGCUAUCGUGUGGUGAUGAUAAAACUGUCAAGCUUUGGUCUGUUAACAGCGAAGAUUUCGCUAACAUAAAAGAUGACGAAUCUCUGAACACGGCAGAUGGGCUUUUGAAAACGUUUUAUGGUGAGCACGCUUUUCAGGGUCUUGACCAUCAUAGAUCAAACUCUAAUUUCGUGACAGGUGGUGCUGAAAUUCAACUUUGGGACUCAACCAGAUCAAAGCCGCUGUCAAAUCUGUCAUGGGGGGCCGACAACGUUACUAGCGUCAAAUUUAAUCAGAAUGAAACAGAUAUACUGGCAAGUACAGGUAGUGAUAACUCGAUUGUUCUAUAUGAUUUGAGAAUAAACUCACCCACCCAAAAGAUUGUGCAAAGAUUAAGAACUAAUGCGAUAUGUUGGAAUCCAAUGGAAGCAUUUAACUUUGUAAUAGCAAAUGAAGAUCAUAACGCAUAUUACUACGAUAUGAGGAACAUGUCGAGAGCACUAAACGUCUUCAAAGAUCAUGUCAGUGCUGUGAUGGAUGUAGAUUUCUCUCCAACAGGUGAUGAGAUUGUCACCGGUUCAUAUGACAAAACAAUAAGAAUAUUCAAAACAGACCAAGGUCACUCUCGUGAAAUCUACCACACCAAAAGGAUGCAACAUGUGUUCCAAGUCAAGUAUACUAUGGACAGUAAAUAUAUUGUAAGUGGUUCGGACGAUUCAAAUGUAAGAGUAUGGAGAAGUAAGGCAUGGGAGAGAUCUAAUGUCAAGACAACGAAAGAGAAAAACAAAUUAGAAUAUGACGAUAAAUUGAAAGAAAGAUUUAAGUAUAUGCCCGAAAUCAGAAGAAUCGCGAGACACAGGCAUGUUCCAAAGGUUAUUAAAAAAGCUCAAGAAAUCAAGGGUACAGAACUGGCAUCUAUAAAGAGAAGAGAGGACAACGAGAGGAGGACAAAGAAAGAUGCACAAUUUGUGUCUGAAAGAAAGAAACAAAUUGUUGGAGAAGUAUUCAAAUAUGAAGGCAAACCAGAAAACGAUCAAAAGGACACUGAAUAA
This is a messenger RNA of Zygotorulaspora mrakii, 1425 nucleotides long. RefSeq names its product rRNA-processing protein SOF1 (gene SOF1). The record is from RefSeq and is a predicted model, not a curated record. Gene Ontology annotation, biological process: maturation of SSU-rRNA from tricistronic rRNA transcript (SSU-rRNA, 5.8S rRNA, LSU-rRNA). Gene Ontology annotation, cellular component: nucleolus; small-subunit processome. Bases 1 to 1425 code for a protein of 474 amino acids. NCBI's taxonomy places the organism in Eukaryota, Fungi, Ascomycota, Saccharomycetes, Saccharomycetales, Saccharomycetaceae. Gene Ontology annotation, molecular function: protein binding. The transcript has a single exon.